GAACUUCACGCUCAUUUGAACGGCUGCAUCAGUUCGGCCACCAUGAAGAAACUUAUGGCCCAGAAGCCGCACCUUCAGAUCCAGAACGGAAUGACUGUGAUUGACAAAGGAAAGAAGAGAACCUUAGAUGAAUGUUUUCAGAUGUUUCAGAUCAUCUAUCAGAUUACCACUAGGACUGAAGAUAUUUUACUGAUAACUAAAGAUGUUAUUAGAGAGUUUGCUGAUGAUGGUGUCAAGUAUCUGGAAUUGAGGAGCACUCCUAGAGAAGAGAAGUCCACAGGUAUGACCAAACGGACGUAUGUUGAAACUGUACUUGAGGGUAUAAAGCAGUGUAAAGAAGAAGGCUUGGAUAUAGAUGUAAGGUAAAUAAAGCA
Molecule: messenger RNA, 374 nt
Organism: Apaloderma vittatum (bar-tailed trogon)
Lineage: Eukaryota; Metazoa; Chordata; Aves; Trogoniformes; Trogonidae
Product: adenosine deaminase-like protein
Exons: 4
Biological process (GO): inosine biosynthetic process; adenosine catabolic process
Molecular function (GO): adenosine deaminase activity
Source: RefSeq, a predicted model, not a curated record